AUCGGCUAGUAAUGUCUGAGUGUAACACUUGAGGGACAGCAAAUUCUGUACCGGCCGAAAGGAUUGUCGAUAAAUAUUUGAUCUUUUAAAGAAUUGGUCACGUCAGAACAACAAACACCUCCCGAUUCGCCCAAUGCCAGGCAGAAUGUCAGCAUGGCUACAGGCCCUGCUCUGCCAGACAGCCUGGUGCUGGAGAUCUUCCUGCACCUUCCCCAUGACGCGGUGCUGAGCGCCGGGCUCACCUGCCACCAGUGGCUGGCCGUGUCCCGGGACGAGUUCCUGUGGAGAGAGCUCUUCUACAGCUACUACCGAAUCCCCCGCUCUGUCCCCCGCCACCCAGCGGCAGUGUCCUGGUACAGGGAGUUUAAGCGACUGUUUGACUGUAUCCCGUGUGUGGAGGUGCAGACCCUGAAGGAGCACCAUGACCAGGUCCUGCAUCUGGCCUUCUCCCACCAAGGCCAUCGCUUCUCCUCCUGCUCCAAGGACUGCACCGUCAAGCUGUGGGAUACGGAGCGGCCCGAUGGGACGAUCGCGCUCGUGCACAGCUCCAGCAUGCGCCAGUUUAACUGGGGCUACACCCAGUUCUCCCAGUUCAACGCCGACGACAGCCUGCUACUGGUGUCGGGGGUCUACCUGGGACCCCAGCAGUCCUCAUCUGGGGAGAUCGCUGUCAUCAGCCUCGAGAACUACACCCUCCUGUCCCGUGUGAGGAACAAGCCCUAUGAUGUUUUUGGCUGCUGGCUGAACGAGACGCACCUCAUCUCGGGGAACCUGCACUGGAUCGGGAACAUGACCUCGUGCUCUGUUCUGUGGCUCAACAAGGCUUUCCAGGAUGUGGAGUCGGAGAACUUGAACGUGGUGAAGCGUCUCUUUAAGAUCCAGAACAUGAACGCCAGCACCAUCCGCACCGUCAUGGUGGCGCACAGCCAGAGGCACGACUCCCCUGACCUGCUGCUGGACUACGAGGCCCAGUCCCAGGCCCGGGCCGAACAGGAGCGCCUUGGCCAGCGCCACCAGCCCCUGCUCUUCGACCUGGGCGACAGUGAGGAGGAAGAGGAGGAGGAAGGGGAGGGGGGCGAGGAAGAGGAGGGGGAGGGCCAGAUGUACCCACGCCCCCCCCACUACGGCCAGAACCUGAGGCUUGGUCACAUGAUACAGGGCCGGUGCAGUGCAGCGGAAAGGGAGAGGGAACUUGAAUCCAGGGUGGCUGAGUUUUUGGGAAAGACUCGAACCCGUCGCCCUGACUCCUCGCUGCUCACCCCCUCCCCAUCAGGAGAGGCGGAGGACAAAACCUACCUCCUCUUCACCACCGGCAGCCUUACCUACGCCCCUCACCAGAUAGGGAUCAAGCGGAUCUGGCCGGAUCAGAUGAGCACCUGUGGGCCGGUCCUGGGGAAGGAGCGCAGCUCAGAGGAGUUCUUUGAUUCGCUGGAUCAUGUGAUUGACAUUCACGGCCACAUCAUCGGCAUGGGCCUCUCCCCCGACCACAGGUACCUGUACGUGAACAGCCGGGCGUGGCCGGCGAACUGCGUGAUCUCGGACCCCAUGUCGCCGCCGCCCAUCGCCGAGGAGAUCGACCUGCACGUCAUCGACCUGAAGAGCCUGCGCGAGGAGAGGCGGAGCUUACGCGCCCACCGCGCCUUCACGCCCAACGACGAGUGCUUCUUCAUCUUCCUCGACGUCAGCCGGGACUUCGUCGCCAGCGGCGCGGAGGACAAGCACGGCUACAUCUGGGACCGCCACUACAACAUCUGCCUGGCCCGCCUGCAGCACGAGGACGUGGUGAACUCCGUGGCCUUCAGCCCGGCCGACCAGGAGCUGCUCCUGACGGCCAGCGACGACGCCGCCAUCAAGGUGUGGCGCUCCCCGCGCAUGCUGCGGCUGUCCCAGGCGGCGCCCUCCCGCCACCGGCCCUCCCGGCUGCUGGAGAGGCGCAGGGCGGAGGCCGGCGGCCUCAACGGCAAGCUGUGAGCCGCUGCGGCCCGGAGGGGCCCGGGGAGGGACCGCCCCCCGCCCGUCUGGCUCUCGCUCGCUCCAGCGCUCCGGGAACGCCCCGUUGGGAACCCCGUUCGGCUCUUCUUCGCCCCGCUCCCUCCCCCUCAUCCUCUUUUCUCCAAGACUCAGUGGCCAACCGGAGCCUGUAGGGCAACACGUCGGCCGCAAGGAGGCGCCACAGUGACACAAGUCCAGCCGGGGGGGGGCCCCUCCCCGCUCAGUGCUCCCUCCAGCGAGAGUAUCUGGUCUUCUGUGAUUGGUCUGCCAGGUAACGCCCCUUUCACCGAGCUCGACGUAUCACAAUACAGAUCGUAUGCCAGGAGAGACCUCAUCCCGAUAUGUAACGUAUCCCAGAGAGACCGUAUCCCAGAGAGACCUCAUCCCAAUACAGAAAUGUAUCCCAGAGUAUCCAAGGGAGAUGUGCUCGGGGCGUGGACAGCGACUGGCCUGAACCUGGGAGACUGCCUGUGCCAGCGUGGUUUAAUUUACUGGUUUAUUUUUCCAUUGCUGCAGCUGUGGUGUAUAUUCACACUCUCAAGCACACACGCACACACAGGUCCUUUUUACAUUCAUCCUUUUACCUACAAGAAUUUAGGAAUGCAAUCGUGAACUAGAGAGGGGUGAGUCCGUAGACAUUAUCAGAGUGAACACUAUCGCAACGUGCAUGUAGUCACACACACAGUAGAGUGAGCGCACACUGACUUGUCCCCACAAAGCACGUUUUCUGGCAAAGUCGGGUACGAGUUGUUCAGAGUGUGGCCCUGCUUUUCACUACACUUCUUCAGACCUCCGGUUUCCCCUCAUAAUCCACCAAUUCCUCGCAUAACUGACAAAUGUUUAGGCCUCAGAUUAUGAAACGGGGCCGCAGGCUACUGUAUGAGCUGGGUUCAGUUCUUAAAGAGAUGCGACCUGUGUAUAGAGCAGCCAUGACCCGUUGAACUGCUACUCUUGUGCCUCCUCUGUGGACAGCACAGACAUGGCUAGGGUUUGGGUGGAAAGGGUUAGAGUUAGGCUGAUACAGGCUAGUUAGGGUUUGGGUGGAAAGGGUUAGAGUUAGGCUGGUACAGGCUAGUUAGGGUUUGGGUGGAAAGGGUUAGAGUUAGGCUGGUACAGGCUAGUUAGGGUUUGGGUGGUUAGGGUUGGAGUUAGGAUUUGGGUUAGUGAGGUACAUGUUACAGUUAGGGUUUAGGUUAGGGUUACUGUUAAGAUUAGGGUUUGGGAAUUAGGGUUUUGGAGUUACGUUUCGGGAGUUAGGGUUAGGUUAGGUUGAUGGUUAGGGUUUUGGAAUUAUGUCAAUGGUUGGCACUGUACAAUUGAUGCUUCUCAUUCACCCAUUCUCACACACACACACACACACACCCACACACCAACGGCAAUUGGCUGCCAUGCAAGGCACCAACCAGCUCAUCAGGAGUAUUUAGGGGUUAGUUGUCUUGCCCGGGGACACACCCAGGUAAGGAUCGAACCGGCAACCCCCCGACUGCCAGGCGACUGCUCUUACCGCCUGAGCCACUGUCACCCCAUGUAGGUUCAUGUUAGGGUUAGGUUAGGGUUCGAGAGAUAAGGAUGUUGGUCACAGUUCGGGGCAGGGAGUUUAGGGAUUGGGGUGAGGUUGGCACUCAUUAACAGUGAGUGAAUGGUGUGCACUCUAUGGAUUGACUGGAGGUUGGCCUACGGAAAGCUGCUGUUCUGGUGUGGCAGGUGAUACAUUACCCUGAGCGAGGGUGUAAUCUUCAUCCUGCUCAUCAGCUCAAAUACCCCUGCCUCCCUCCCCCGGCUGCUGUUCAGAGCAUAACCACAGACGUCAUAUCCAUUGGUAUCCCAGCAACAGCCUCUGCCCCCACCCCCCUCAGCGUGACUAGACCUCCCUGUCAGUCAGGCCGCCGGUCAUAUCACAGGAUCCCAUAACAUCUCCAGGUCCUCCUACUGCAUUAUGUGAGUUGUGUGUAAAUGGAUCUCACCUGUAAAUGGCAGGCAUUUAUAUAGCGCCUUUAUCCAAAGUGCUGUACAAUUGAUGCUUCUCCAUUCAGCCAUUCAUACACACACUCACACACUCAUGGCAAUUGGCUGCCAUACAAGGCCGACCAGCUCAUCAGGAGCAUUUAGGGGUUAGGUGUCUUGCUCAGGGACACUUCGACACAGCCCGGGCGGGGGAUCGAACAGGCAACCCUCCGACUGCCAGACGAUUGCUCUUACUGCCUGAGCCAUGUCGCCCCUGUGUGUGUGAGCGACCGAGUAUGUAAGCAAGCGAGUGAAGUGAGCGAAUCCGUGUGUGUGUGUGUGUGUGUUACGACUGAGUGUGCGAGUACACUGUGUAUGUGUGACUGUGUGUGUGUGCAACAGUGUAUGAGUACGCGCACGUGUGUGUGCGCGCGCGUGACUGAUUGUACGAGUGCGUGUAUGACUGUGUGUGUGUGUGUGUGUAUAUGUAUGUGUGCGUGACUGAUUGUACGAGUGCGUGUAUGACUGUGUGUGUGCGUGUGCGUGACUGAUUGUACGAGUGCGUGUAUGACUGAGUGUGUAUGUGUGUGCGUGCGUGACUGAUUGUACAAGUGCGUGUAUGACAGUGCGUAUGUGUGUGUGUGUCUGUGUGCGUGACUGAUUGUACGAGUGCGUUUAUGACUGAGUGUGUAUGUAUGUGUGUGCGUGACUGAUUGUACGAGUGCGUGUAUGACAGUGUGUAUGUAUGUGUGUGUCUGUGUGUGCGUGACUGAUUGUACGAGUGCGUUUAUGACUGAGUGUGUAUGUAUGUGCGUGCGUGACUGAUUGUACGAGUGCGUGUAUGACAGUGUGUAUGUGUGUGUGUGUGUCUGUGUGUGCGUGACUGAUUGUACGAGUGCGUUUAUGACUGAGUGUGUAUGUAUGUGUGUGCGUGACUGAUUGUACGAGUGCGUGUAUGACAGUGUGUAUGUAUGUGUGUGUCUGUGUGUGCGUGACUGAUUGUACGAGUGCGUGUAUGACAGUGUGUAUGUAUGUGUGUGUCUGUGUGUGCGUGACUGAUUGUACGAGUGUGUGGGUGGGGCAGCUCACAGAUUAAAUCUGACAUUUGGCUGUCAUUCGAUGGCGUUUACAGGUCAUACUCUUACAGGUAUAACCCUUCCCCUGAUGUGUCAGGCGGCGAGCUGUUCCACAGACUGAUGCAAGCCUUGCCUACUUUAUUUAAAAUAAAAAUCCCUUUGGGAACACAGAUUUCAUUCUCGUAUCUCUCCUACAGAAAGCACACCACACAAAUCACCAAGCUCACAGUUGUCUUGUUUUUAUUUGUUUUAUUGUAUAGAAGUAUGGAAGUUCAGCUAGAUAGUGAAAUAUUAAAAAUCAUACCCAUGCAA
Messenger RNA from Conger conger (European conger), 5324 nucleotides. It is a transcript of the gene fbxw5, whose product is annotated as F-box and WD repeat domain containing 5. The coding region runs from base 154 to 1971 and encodes 605 amino acids. Gene Ontology annotation, biological process: protein ubiquitination. The transcript has 10 exons. Gene Ontology annotation, molecular function: protein binding. Gene Ontology annotation, cellular component: SCF ubiquitin ligase complex; Cul4-RING E3 ubiquitin ligase complex. Lineage: Eukaryota; Metazoa; Chordata; Actinopteri; Anguilliformes; Congridae. The record is from RefSeq and is a predicted model, not a curated record.